AAAAAAAAAAAAAAAACUGUUUUUGGUCACAGCAUCCCGAAGAGAAAGAAAAAGAAUUCUCUCAUCAAUUUGGUAACCCUAAUCGCAAGGAAAUCAAUUCCCAAAAUGAAAGGAGGUCAGUUAUUCCCUCAAUUAUGUGCCCUAAUCGCAUGGCAAUUGGGUCAUCUUUGAUUUGAGCGUGGGCAAAUUCUCAAUCCCACGAAAAUGGUAGCAGCAUUAGAGAGAUACGAAAAGCUGGGGAUAGGAGAGUCCCUCCCAAGAAUCUACCAAUACCCAUUAGCCUGCAGAGAGAUCAGCAUCAUUCUCAGAGGAGCUUACUCUAAGCUCCCCAAAAACCUUCAGUCUCUCGUCUUCCAACACACCCUCACCGCCUUCCGCCUCCUUCCCCUGAUGCAGACACAAAAUGCUGUUUCAGCGGCUAAUCUCCUCAUUCAGAGUGCAGAGGCUGUGUUGCCAAAGCAAAAGAAAGUUUUGGCUGUGACAGAGUUCAAGCAUGCAAAGGUUGCCCAUAAGAGGCGCUGCAAGGACCGACAGGAAGAAGGUUCAAUUCAACUUCCUCAAGAUGUUGUAGUGCACAUCUUCAGUUUUUUAGAUUUGCAAUCUUUACUUUCGGCUGCAUCAGUAUGCUGGUUGUGGAAUUCGGCAGCGAGUGACAACCACUUGUGGCAUUUGCAACAUGUUAUGUACUUUGGUGAUUCCAAUAAUUGUUCCAAGGGCAGGGGGCUGCAAAAGUAUGGAAUACUUGAAAAUGAUGAGCAUAUGCAAUUGCAAAUGGAAGUUAAUGCUGGAAAUAAUACUGACUGGAGAGACACUUUUAAAAAAGCAUGUAAAGGCAAUUCAUUAAAGAAACUUACAUCUAAUAGGGGAUACUGUGGGCACUGUGAUGCAGUUGUUUGGCUGAGUAACAUGAAAUGUUCCAAUAAACACUGUAGGCUAAACUCCAAAAGCCAGAAAAUCAAGCACAUAUCACCUGAGCAGAUUGUGGAGUAUAUAUUACAUGGUAGUCCAUCUAUGAUAUCGUCUUCAGAUAGUGAUAGUGGUGAUAGUGAUUCAGACGAGGAGUCCUUUCGGAAGCUGUGGGCCAUUCCAAAACACUUUAGUGGAUGCCACAGAUAGCUCUGUCUCAGACAGCAAAUGUAUUUUUUUCUCUGGUGGCAUUAUUUGGUUGAUGAUUAUUCAAGGAUAGUGUUGGGAGAGCUAAAUGAUUGGAAACAGAUUGUCGUAUCUUUUAAAUAGGCUGAGAUGAGAGUAAUUCCAUUAUGCUUUUGGAGUUGAUUUGGAGUUUGUAAUUGUAACAUUGUUGUGUCAAGGCUAGAAGAUUAGCUUAUGCUUGUUACCGAACAAUUUAUUUUAUUAAACCAAAAUGUAAAUGUAUGUUACUGUCAUAUGGUUUUCCUCAGCCUCAAAUCAGAAAUUAACAGCAAGCUGUGUAUUGCCUUGAA
Messenger RNA from Camellia sinensis, 1442 nucleotides. Its product is annotated as F-box protein At5g52880. The record is from RefSeq and is a predicted model, not a curated record. Gene Ontology annotation, molecular function: protein binding. Lineage: Eukaryota; Viridiplantae; Streptophyta; Magnoliopsida; Ericales; Theaceae.